AUGCUAACCUCCCUCCUCGCCAAGGCCAGCUCCCUCCUCAGCGAGCCCCCCACGCCGCCCCCCUCCUCCCGUCCCACAAAGACCGUCCUCUUCCGCACGCACUUCCGCCUCCCAGACACCCAAUCACCGCUGCAGGAGAUCACCUGCGAGCUCACGCUCCCCUCGGGCGAGCACUACACCGGGAAGCUCUACCUCUCCGAGUCCUUCCUCUGCUUCUCCCCCAACCCGCCCACCGCCACCUCCGCCGCCGCCGCAACCGCCGGCGUCGGCUUCACGCUGCCGCUGUGCGCCGUGCGCCGCGUCGAGCGACUGCAUAGUCGCAGCUACAUGUUUGCGCUUGCCAUCACCACGUGGCAUGGUGUUGGUGCCGGGGCGGGGGCGGCGGGGGGGAAGGAGGAGAGGAUCACGCUGCAGUUUGUGGGUAUGCGGAAUGCGUGUGAGGCGUUCUGUGACCGGCUGAAGAAGGGGCUGCGGGCGCAGAUGGCGGAGGUGAGGAAUCUGAGGACGCUGGUGGAGAGCUGCUAUAGUGAGUUUUUGCUGGGGGAGGGGAGGGGCGGCGGCGGGGAGGAGGGGGGGUUGGGCGAGGGGGGGAAGAGGAGGGAGAGGGUGGUGCCCGAUGCGGGGUUGGGGCUGCUGUUCAAGUAUCCCGGGGAUGCGAGGAAGUUGAGGGAUAAGAGUAAGAUGAGGCUGUGGGCGGAGUAUCUUAGAGAGAAUGGUAGGAAUGUCACGCUGGUAAGACAGCCGACGUUUCAUAAGUUGAUACGUGUGGGGCUUCCGAAUCGGCUGCGGGGCGAGAUGUGGGAGCUGUCGUCGGGGUCGAUCUACCUCCGCCUGUUUUCACCAACACUGUACACCGACAUCCUCGCCGAGUACGAGGGCCGGCAUUCCCACAGCAUCGAGGAGAUCGAGAAGGACCUCAACCGGUCGCUCCCGGAGUACCGCGGCUUCCAGAACGACGAGGGUAUCGGCAGGCUGCGGCGGGUGCUUGGGGCGUACAGCUGGCGGAACGAGGAGGUGGGCUACUGCCAGGCUAUGAACAUUGUCACGGCCGCGCUGUUGAUAUAUAUGUCGGAGGCACAGGCGUUUUUCCUCCUCUCGACACUGUGCGACCGAUUGGUGCCGGGGUACUACAGCAAGACCAUGUACGGCACCCUCCUCGACCAGCGCGUGUUCGAAUCCCUCGUCGAAAAGACCAUGCCCAUCCUCUGGGAGCACCUCGUCAAAUCCGACGUGCAGCUCUCCGUCGUCUCCCUCCCCUGGUUCCUCUCCCUCUACAUCAACUCCAUGCCGCUCGUCUUCGCCUUCCGCGUCCUCGACGUCUUCUUCCUCGAGGGCCCCAAAGUCCUCUUCCAAAUCGGCCUCGCCAUCCUACGCAUCAACGGCGAAGAGCUCCUCGACGCCACCGACGACGGCGCCUUCAUCUCAAUCCUCAAGGGCUACUUUGGCCGCCUCGACGAAAGCGCACACCCCCGCAGCGACAACGAAAAGCUCCGCGCCGUCACGCGCUUCCAGGAGCUCAUGGUCGUCGCCUUCAAGGAGUUUGCGGGAAUCACGCAAUCAACAAUCAUGGAGCAGCGCGCCCGCCACAAGGACGCGGUCCUCUCGUCAAUCGAGUCCUUUGCAAAACGCACACAGCUGCGCAACCUCGGGCCAGAGUCGAAGCGCCUCACGCCGCCGGAGCUCAGCGUCGUCUACGACCGCUACUACGGCGUGCUGUAUGAGCGCCAAGCACGGCUGCAGAACAUUGCCGAGGAGCUCGAGAAGAUUGCGGCCGCGCGAAAGAGCUCGUCGGCUGGGCUGCCGGGUGCCGGUGGCGCCGGCGCGGGGAAUGGAGAGCGUGGGCGAGUGGGGCUGGGGCCGACGCCGGGCGAGACGGGAAUGGACUAUGACUGCUUCCGCGAGUUCAUGACGGGGAUCGCGCCGUGGGCGGUUGCAACGCCGCAUAGCAGUGCAGCGUCGCCGGCGGCGGGGGCGGUGGCGGAGGGAGGAGGAGGGUUCUUUGGGUAUGGGAUUACGACGAGCGCGGCUGCUGCGGCGGCGGCGAGGAAGAACCUGUUGAACCCGUGGGGGGCGGGGAAUCCGGAGCCUGCGGAUCAUGAUUUUUUGAAGCGGCUGUUUAGGCGGUGGGACACGGGGAUGCGCGGGCAGUUGACGCUGGCGAAUGUGGUGACGGGGCUGGCCAGUGUGGUGGGAGGGAAGAGGGAUAUCAUGGGCAUGAUUAAUUACUGGUUUGAGCUGUAUGAUGAUGAUGGGGAUGGGAAGGUUGACCGCGAGGGGAUCCUGAGGAUCACGGAGGCGCUGCUGUUCGUCACACGGCGCGGGUACGGCGGGCGCGGUGAUGAGUUUGGCGGUGGUGGUGGCAGCAGCGAGGCGGACGGUGAGUUCGAUGAAGGCCGCGUCUUGAGCGCCGUCAGCGGCUUCACGCGCAUGUGCUUCGAGUACGCCGACCCCGACCGCCCACAGCGCGACCACCACCACCACAACUCCUCAAAGCCGCGCACCUUCAACGAGAAGCUCGCCCCCCCAGACACCUCCGAAGAAGAAGAAGAAGAAGACCUCCUCGGCCCCCUCGACCCAGCAGACAUCGACCGGCCCCCGCCCACACCCAGCGAAAAGGCAAACCUCGCCCUCGACCCCAGCAACCCACUGCACAUCACGCUCCCCACCUUCCGCAUGGUCGUCCUCGCAGACGAGGUCCUCGAGCGCUUCUUCGAGCGCGCAUUCGCAGAGACAUUCACGCUCCUCCGCCACGACGGCAGCGCGCCAGUCCUGCAGCCCACCACGGCCGGCCCGAACCAGCGGCCUGGCAUCGCCGUGCAGACCACGGCGGCGGCGAGGGUGCUGCCGGUGCUGCCGGCGUCGCCGGCGAUUGUGACGGGGACGGCGAAGGGGCUGAGGGGCGUGCUGGAUAAUAUGGUGAAUGAUAGUAUACAUAGGGUGACGACGGAGCUGAAGAAGAGGAUGGAGGAUAUGGGGGCGGGCGGUGAGGAGGAGGAGGAGGAGGUGGGGGGCGCGGCGGAUGCGAAGAGUGUGGUGGAGAUGGAUAGGGAUUUGUUGAAGGGGGCGGAGGCGGAGGUGGGGGGUGAGAAGGAGGGGGGGAGGAGAUAG
Morchella importuna is the source of this 3108-nucleotide messenger RNA. RefSeq lists its product as uncharacterized. Lineage: Eukaryota; Fungi; Ascomycota; Pezizomycetes; Pezizales; Morchellaceae. Bases 1 to 3108 code for a protein of 1035 amino acids. The record is from RefSeq and is a predicted model, not a curated record. The transcript is spliced from 4 exons.